This is a messenger RNA of Zingiber officinale, 2255 nucleotides long. Its product is annotated as protein NUCLEAR FUSION DEFECTIVE 4-like. The record is from RefSeq and is a predicted model, not a curated record. The transcript is spliced from 3 exons. The coding region runs from base 240 to 2015 and encodes 591 amino acids. Gene Ontology annotation, cellular component: membrane. Lineage: Eukaryota; Viridiplantae; Streptophyta; Magnoliopsida; Zingiberales; Zingiberaceae.
CGCCGCCUGCUUGCUACAAGCCUAGAACUAGGAAAUUCUAUCCUUUUUCUAUUAAACGCCAUGAAAUUGGUAUUGUUUCGGGUGGGAGUCAGCUGAAAAAAGGCGUCGAGACAGUAGUUCUUGAUGCAUCUUUUGGUUGAUUUUGCCAAAAAUUGAAUUUUUGGGUUCUCCUGCAUCUCACACAAAGUUCGGUUGGGGAAAGAUUGAAUCUUUGGGGGUGAAGGUGCGAGCUCGAGCUGAUGGGCAGGGUGCAGGCGAGGUUGGGAUCCUUGCUCAACAACAGAUGGCUGGUAUUCGUGGCGGCGAUGUGGGUGCAGGCGGUGGCAGGGAUCGGGUACCUGUUCGGCAGCCUGUCGCCGGUGAUCAAGAGCGCGCUCGGCUACAACCAGCGGCAGAUCGCGCGGCUGGGAGUGGCCAAGGAUCUGGGCGACAGCAUCGGCUUCCUCGCCGGGACCCUCUGCGAGAUCCUCCCGCUCUGGGCGGCGUUGAUCGUCGGCGUGCUGCAGAAUUUUGUGGGAUAUGGUUGGGUUUGGCUCAUAGUCACGGGAAGAGCGCCCCAGUUGCCCCUCUGGGCUAUGUGCGUUCUCAUAUUCGUGGGAACAAAUGGAGAGACCUACUUCAACACUGCCGCUCUUGUUUCGUGCGUGCAGAACUUCCCUAAGAGCAGGGGUCCUAUAGUAGGGAUACUGAAGGGCUUUGCUGGUCUCAGUGGUGCGAUCUUGACUCAAGUUUUUGCCCUGAUGCACUCACCUGACCAUGCUGCUCUCAUAUUCAUGGUGGCUGUCGGCCCAUCGAUGGUCGUCAUCGCCUUGAUGUUCAUCGUCAGGCCUGUCGGCGGCCAUCGGCAAGUGCGAGCUUCUGAUCCAUCCAGCUUCACGUUUAUCUACAGCGUGUGCUUGCUUCUGGCAGCCUAUUUGAUGGGCGUCAUGAUCCUGGAAGACCUUGUCGAUAUCAGCUACACUGUGACCGUGGUGUUCACUGCAGUGCUGCUGUUCCUCAUGUUGCUUCCAAUUGUCAUCCCCCUGCUGCUGACCUUCCACUUUGAUGUUGUCUCUCCCGUCGAAGAGCCUCUCUUGCCCCAGCCGUCGAAGGAAGAGACAAGCAAAUCUGCUGAGCAGAAUGAGGUCAUUUUCAGUGAGCUUGAGGAUGAGAAGCCCAAGGAGGUUGAUCUUCUUCCGGCGUCGGAAAGGCAGAAGAGGAUUGCUCACUUGCAGGCAAAGUUAUUCCUCGCUGCUGCUGAUGGAGCUGUGAGGGUCAAGAAAAGAAGAGGUCCUCACAGGGGAGAGGACUUCACCCUGAUGCAGGCACUCAUAAAGGCAGACUUUUGGCUCAUGUUCACCUCUCUUCUGCUGGGAUCAGGUUCAGGGCUGACGGUCAUUGACAAUCUCGGUCAGAUGAGUGAGUCAUUAGGCUACAAUGAAGCUCACAUUUUUGUAUCCAUGAUCAGCAUUUGGAACUUCCUUGGAAGAGUAGGAGGGGGCUAUUUGUCUGAGGUUAUUGUGAGGGACUAUGCAUAUCCUAGGCCAGUGGCUUUGGCUGCCUUUCAGGUUGUAAUGGCGAUCGGGCACUUGUUCUUCGCCAUGGCUUGGCCAGGAACAAUGUACAUUGGAACCCUACUGAUUGGACUUGGAUAUGGAGCUCACUGGGCCAUUGUUCCUGCUGCAGCAUCUGAAUUGUUUGGCCUGAAGAACUUUGGAGCCUUGUACAAUUUCCUUACAGUAGCUAAUCCUGCAGGUUCUCUAGUCUUUUCUGGCCUCAUUGCCAGCACGAUCUAUGACUACGAAGCCGAACAGCAAGCGAAGAAACAUCAGAACUCACUUCUGCAAAUCCGAAGAUUAUUUGAAGGUGCUUCAAUCGGUGGGGAGGAAACACUGAAAUGCAAAGGGGCCAUCUGUUUCUUUCUCAGUUCACUGAUCAUGUCGGGAUUUUGCGUCAUUGCUGUUGUUCUGAGCUUGAUUCUCGUUCACAGGACUAGAAUUGUGUACCGAAACCUUUAUAGUGGAACUUCCAGGUAGUUUGGAAUAUGAUUCCUCCCUCCCCCUCCAAAAGAACUGCUUGCAAUCAACAACCUAUUAUGUUUUCUUAAUUGGGUAUUUAAAGAAGAGUCUUGAAUGUUUUAUAGUAUAUUGAUUAUGUUUAUCCAGCGAUCGAACUUUUUUAUUCUAUUAUGGUAAUUUGAUUGUAUCAAACUCAAUACAUUUCUUCUAAAUUUCAGCAUAAACUCUAUGAAUUGAACUUUUUCCAUUUGAUCUUCA